Messenger RNA from Uloborus diversus, 544 nucleotides. RefSeq lists its product as uncharacterized. The transcript is spliced from 6 exons. Lineage: Eukaryota; Metazoa; Arthropoda; Arachnida; Araneae; Uloboridae. The coding region runs from base 24 to 446 and encodes 140 amino acids. The record is from RefSeq and is a predicted model, not a curated record.
UGCUGUAUUUGCGUAUCAAGUUUAUGUGGUUGGUUGGUGUUACUCUUUUAGCGUCUAGUCAAAUAAUCAAAGGAGCAGAUGACCGUGCUAUGUACGAAUGUAUAAUGUUUCAAAUCUGCGAAUGCGGUCAUAUUGAUUACUACAUAGAUUGCUUCGAUAAAGCUCCAGAAAUGUUGCGAAAUCGUACGGCAUCUGCUCUCCAUGGCUGUAACUUUGGAUUUCUUGAACAAUACGACCCACCAACAAUAGAAAACACUUCUUGUGGUCUUGACAGGGAUACAUUCUAUCCAUGUUUUAGUGAAGCUUACAACUCCAUGAAAAACUACGAACGGGAGACAUCUCGUGAUAUAACAAGAGCAGGUGAAAAAUAUGAAAUUGAAGACGGAAAGCGAUGUUUAACGUCUUAUCUUGCACGAUGUCUGGAUGAGACCAAUGAAUGCUUCUGAUGCAAUCUCGUUGCAAACGAAAAAUCAAACAAAUUAAGAGAUCCAGCUAAUAGUGUACUGUACAAUUAUUUCAUCAAUUGUAAACUGAAAUAUUAAAG